AUUUAUUAUUCUCGAAGCUUGAACUAUAUAUUUAUUCAUUAAAACAUCAUACACACACUGAGCGAGUUAUGCGCUCGAGUACUCUUCUUGCUUUGCUCACUUUUGCUUGCUAUUAAUAAUAGAUGGAAAUACUCCAUAUAUACUCAAUACAAAAACAGGAAAAUAUGGUGACAUUCAAGAACUAUUUACGAGUAGUAAAACAAAAAAACUGGGAAGAAAGAUUAUAUUCAAUUAUUUUAGCGAUGUUUAUGCUCAUAUUUUAUUGUCUGAAGUCAUAUACUCGAUUUUCACACGAAUCGGAUAUUAAACACACGGGACGUGUCUUAUUAUCAAGUAUCAAUAAUACAAAAAAUGAAAAAUCGUUUUUUGAAGAGCUUUUUAUUUUUGAGGAACGCACUUUUACCAUAUUAUGUACUUCCGUUGUUGCUUUAUACUUAUUUUUGUUUUUGGGAGUAGUAUGCAAUCGUUAUUUGGUACCAUGCAUUCAUAUAAUUUCUCACAGGAUGAAAUUGAGUCAAGAUGUUGCUGGAGCGUCUGUAAUGGCUGCAGCAGUGGCAUGUCCUGAACUAUUCGUCAAUAUACUAGCUACAUUCUUUACAGAGGGUGAUGUCGGAAUUGGCACUGUAGUCGGCACUGGCUUAUUUAAUAUACUAUUAGUUCCUGGACUUUGUAUACUUAUGGCUGAUCAAAAGGUCAUACACCUGGAAAGCUGGCCCAUCACUCGUGAUAUAUCGAUGUAUCUUUUAACUAUAUCAUUAUUAGUUUGGUCAUUGGCUGAUAACAAGGUGUAUGCUUACGAAGCGUUGAUAUUAAUUAUAGUUUACAUGGUAUACCUAUUAAUUCUCUCUUACAGCUCAUAUCUUGAAAAAAUAUUUAAAUAUAUUUCUCAACAAGAGAACAAAGUUUUCGAAGGGUGCAGUGAAAGUCAGCCGAUUCUUCCCCUAAAUGGAGUUGCAGCAAAUGGAUUUAUAGUGCAAGAUAAUAUUAUUUUGCCCAAAUGGAAGGACAGACUUCGUGAACAACUAUUAAAUAUCAAAGAAAUACUAGUAUGGCCUAUCGUUUUAAUCUUAAAAGUGACUGUUCCAAGUUGCAAUAGUCAAGAUAGAGUUUUUUGGGUACCAAUUACCAUGUUUAUGUGUAUAUUUUGGAUUGGAUGUGGAUCGUUUAUCAUUGUAGAAUUGAUUACAAUUAUAGGAAAUGAAUUCUCAAUUCCUGAUUCAGUUAUGGGAAUUACACUAUUAGCAAUUGGUAUGAGUGUGCCCGAAAUGGUGUCUAGUAUAGCAGUUGCAAGACAAGGACAAGGUACUAUGGCUUUAUGUACCGCACUGAGUUCAUCAACAUUUGAUGUUUUAAUUUGUUUGGGUGUUCCGUGGUUUAUAAAAGCUAUGUGGUUCCAUAAAGAAAACUCAAGUGCAUCCAUAAAUAUUCACUCGAAAAGUCUCGAUGACAGUGCGAUAGCUGUAAUGUUAAGUACAAUUGGUUUUAUGCUACUUAUGUGUGCCAAAUCAUUUGUAUUAACUAAAAGGUCAGGUGGAUUUAUUGUUUUCAUAUGGUUAUUCAUUUGUUCAGCCAUGGUGUACAAUGAGUAUGCAACAAAAUGAGAACAAUUCGUGUAGCUUAAUUGCUCAAUCAUUUCGGGUGAGUUGAUGAACGAAGAUUUGUAAAUGGCUAAUGCCAUCGUUGAAAUGAUCACGGAAUAUCGAUUUAGRUUCCGAAGACUGAAAUAUCAGGAUCUUUGAUUAUACGUCAAAAGAAUAGACACGUCUUAUCUUUUAAAAUCACUUAAGACAAUAUUAAUGUUUGGUAUAGAUAGGUACCUAGCAUAAGAUUGUUUACGUUAUUAAAUAAUAUAUAUAUAUAAUAAUGUGCUGUGAUUAGASAUAUUUUGUAAAUUAUUUAAAAUUGGAAAUAAGUUUUAAUUUAACUCAUAAUAAUURAAUACAAGAGGUCACCUAUGUAUUAAAUAUUUAAGUUAAAUUAUACYUAACAUUUUAACCUCUCUCUUAAGGAUAUCCAUGUAUAGUUAAUUAUAGAUUUAAAAUUAAGUAAUUAGACCAGAUUGUAUUAACCAUCAAUCCAUCAUUGAAUAUGCGACAUUUACAAUACAUUUUUUUGUAUAUUUUAAAUUAAUUUUAUACAAUAUAAAAAUUAAUGAUACUAUCAAUUGACCUUCACUCUAAUGAAAACACCUAUAUGAAUGUUAAUCUUAAUAUCUGUAUAAUGCGUUCUAUUUUUCCUCUUCCCACCCAAUUAUGUCUUUAAUAUUUGAUAAUCCAUUGGAUACUCAUAGAAUAAUUUGUAAAUGUUAGUCAU
Diuraphis noxia (Russian wheat aphid) is the source of this 2313-nucleotide messenger RNA. RefSeq names its product sodium/potassium/calcium exchanger 5-like. Gene Ontology annotation, biological process: calcium ion transmembrane transport; intracellular calcium ion homeostasis. Gene Ontology annotation, molecular function: calcium channel activity; calcium, potassium:sodium antiporter activity. Lineage: Eukaryota; Metazoa; Arthropoda; Insecta; Hemiptera; Aphididae. Gene Ontology annotation, cellular component: plasma membrane. The record is from RefSeq and is a predicted model, not a curated record.